GGGAUUGUUAGACCAAUCCAUCUACGAUGUCACUGCUCGCACCUAUUAUCUGUGAUAAUGGAACAGGCUACUCGAAAGUAGGGUUCGCUGGAAACUCGGACCCGUCAUACGUCUUCCCCACUGCCAUCGCUACUCGCGGCCCUGCCUCGCAGCCGACCCGAGGUGGACCGCCCAUCCCCGCCAAGCCAGGCAACCUCGCGUCCAAGCGGGGUGUCGAGGAUCUCGACUUCUUCAUCGGAGACGAGGCCCUUGCCAACGCGAAGACUCCAGGAUAUGGCGUGCACUAUCCCAUCCGACAUGGGAUGAUCGACAACUGGGACCACAUGGAGCGGUACUGGGAGCAGACCAUCUUCAAGUACCUGCGCGCGGAGCCGGAGGAUCACUACUUCUUGCUGACCGAGCCACCCCUCAACCCUCCCGAGAACCGUGAACAGACUGCGGAGAUCUUCUUCGAGUCGUUCAACAUCAAGGGUCUCUACAUCGCCGUGCAAGCCGUGCUCGCUCUCGCCGCCUCGUGGACAUCCAACAAGGUCACCGAUCGCACUCUAACCGGCACCGUCAUUGACUCGGGCGACGGUGUCACGCACGUCAUCCCCUGCGCGGAGGGCUAUGUCAUCGGCAGUGCGAUCAAGCACAUCCCCAUCGCCGGGCGCGAUAUCUCGCAGUUCGUCCUGAACCUCAUGCGCGAGCGCGGCGAGAUGGCGAACGUGCCGCCCGAGGACCAGCUCCGGGUCGCGGGCAAGGUGAAGGAGAACUACAGCUACGUCUGCCAGGACAUCGUCAAGGAGUUCCGCAAGUACGAUGCAGACCCGUACCAGUACUUCCAGAGGUACGAUGGAGAGCACAGCGUUACUGGGCGGAAAUACUCCGUCGACGUGGGCUACGAGCGUUUCCUUGCACCUGAAAUCUUCUUCAACCCCGAGAUAUUCUCUUCUGACUUCCUGACUCCGCUUCCUGAGAUCGUGGAUGACACUAUCCAGGCUUCGCCAAUUGAUGUGCGCCGUGGCUUGUAUAAGAACAUCGUUCUUUCUGGUGGAUCAACAAUGUUCCAGCACUUUGGCCAACGUCUCAAACGUGACUUGAAGCAGCUGGUGGAUCGGAGAAUUGAAGCUAGCGUGGUUGCGAGUGGAAGCAUGCAAAAGUCUUCUGGUGUGGAAGUGGACGUCAUUUCGCACAAGCGCCAACGAUACGCUGUGUGGUUCGGUGGCUCAUUGUUGGCAUCGCUGCCCGACUUCUACACUUCAUGCCACACGAAGGCGCAGUACGAUGAGAUUGGACCUAGCAUUUGCAGACGGUACCAGAUCUUCGGUAGCGCGACGUAGCCGACGUAGUUUUUGCACUGACCUCUUAUCCGACUUGUGUGGGCACGGUUGUGUAGAAUUAGCGAACGAUGGGAAACGUUGUAUGACAUUCACAGCCCGCAUAAACGUAC
Coniophora puteana RWD-64-598 SS2 is the source of this 1432-nucleotide messenger RNA. Its product is annotated as actin actin-like protein. The record is from RefSeq and is a predicted model, not a curated record. Gene Ontology annotation, biological process: Arp2/3 complex-mediated actin nucleation. The transcript has 9 exons. Gene Ontology annotation, cellular component: Arp2/3 protein complex; actin cortical patch. Lineage: Eukaryota; Fungi; Basidiomycota; Agaricomycetes; Boletales; Coniophoraceae. The coding region runs from base 27 to 1322 and encodes 431 amino acids. Gene Ontology annotation, molecular function: actin filament binding.